Molecule: messenger RNA, 4909 nt
Organism: Zootoca vivipara (common lizard)
Lineage: Eukaryota; Metazoa; Chordata; Lepidosauria; Squamata; Lacertidae
Product: alpha-2-macroglobulin-like protein 1
Cellular component (GO): extracellular region
Molecular function (GO): endopeptidase inhibitor activity
Source: RefSeq, a predicted model, not a curated record
AGGGAUCUCUGGCAGGGUAUUUAGAUCUCUGCAUCUCCAGUGCUGGGUGUCUGGAGAACUAGACUCUGCUGCCCAUCACAGCUCAGCCAUGGGGGCAGCCACACUCCUCUGGGCCUUGAUGCUACUCUCACUCACAGCUCCAGCUAUAUCAGAUCCCCGCUAUCUGGUGGCCUUCCCAGCAAUGAUCCGCCAUCCCAAUAUGGAAAAGUUUUGUGUGCAACUGAUGUCCCUGUCGGAGAAGGCCCACCUGUCAGUGACGUUAGAGAUGACGUUGCAGAACCACACCCUGCUGGAGAUGGAUGUGGAGAAGCCAGGGACCUACAAAUGCAUCAGCUUCCAGGUCCCAGACUUUGUUCCCAAGAAGAAGUUGGACCAACACCAACUCGAAGAAGAAUUGGCCAGUGUGCAUGUCCUAAUACGAGCUGGUGACAGCAUCUUUGAGGAAAGGAAGAAGGUGCUAGUUCAGGCUGCUUAUGUCAGGCAUAUUAUAGAGCCAGACAAGCCCUUUUACAAGCCUGGAGAGACAGUCAGGUUUCGCAUUGUGAGGCUUGAUGAAGAAUUUAAGGCCCUGGAUGAAAUGAUCCCUUUGAUACAGUUGAAUGAUCCUAAAGAGAACCGAAUAGGCCAGUGGCUGGAUGUGAAGCCUCAAAAUGGCAUUGUGGACCUGUCUUUUCCUCUGGCCUCUGAAGCAGCCGUGGGAAUGUACUCCAUACAAGUUGGAAGUUCACCUUUUGCGGAGAUCGAUAAUUCAAGAAGAGAUUUCUUGGUGGCAGAAUAUGUGCUGCCUAAAUUUCAAGUUGAGAUUGAGUUUCCGGAACUGGUCACCACAGCAGAUGAAAAUUUCCAGGUCAAAGUGUCUGGCAAGUACACAUAUGGGAAGCGUGUUCAAGGAAAUGUGCAGCUCCGCUUCACUAGAGGAUUAUCGUUUUAUUAUCUUUGGCGUAAUACAAAUGAAACAUUAUCAGAAAUUGCACAUGAGUACACAGCCCAGACAGAUGAGACUGGCUUUGCUCAUUUUACUAUCAAUGGGUCUGAUUUAAAUCUUUCCCACAACGGCUAUAGGAAGUAUGUCGAAUUUGAGGCAGAACUGGAGGAGAAAGGAACAGGAGUCACUCAGGCAGGACAGGGCAACUUGCCUAUUGCCGUCAAGCAAGUCAAUGUGGAGUUUAGCAAACUCAAUUCAUUCUACAAACAAGGUUUCCCAUACAUGGGAGAGAUGAAGGCUUCAGUCAGUGGUGUGCCUGUCAAGAACUGGACUCUCUAUCUCACAGUUGACGUUGAUGAUGUGGAGACAACCACUUCCUAUGUCACAGAUGAGAAUGGUGAAGUCUCCUUCUCUCUGGACACAACAAAGUGGCACGACAUGGUUUCCUUAAGGGGUAGAUACACCCUUGAGAAUGUGACCGGCAGUGAGAUGUCGGAAUCUGAAAGUUACAAGUGGCUGAAGCCCUUCUACUCUGAGAGCAAUAGUUUCCUGGAGAUACAGCAUGUGGAGGAAAAGCUGCCCUGUGGAAAAGACCAGGAAGUCCUGGUGGAUUACAUCAUAGACCGGAAAGAAUUGGGCCCUGAUGCUGACCAUGUAGACUUCUAUUAUUUGAUUGUGUCCAAAGGGAAGCUUGUCUCCAGUGGACAGAAGACCGUUCCUGUUGGCCAGGAUGAGACUCUGAAAGGCACCUUCUCCCUCACCUUGUCUACCAGCUCUGACCUGGCACCCACAGUCAGGCUGCUGCUGUACACUGUGUUUCUGGAUGGCGAGGUGGCGGCCGACAUGGAUCAGUUCGAGAUACAGAAGUGCUUCAAACAUAAGGUGGCUUUGGACUUCUCUGCAGAAGAGGAGCUUCCAGGAUCAAAAGUUGAUCUGCAAUUAGAGGCUGCCCCCGGUGCACUGUGCGCUCUCCGUGCUGUGGACAAGAGUGUCCUCCUGUUGGAAAAUGAAACGCUGACACCAGAUAAAGUGUUCGGGUUUUUUAGUCACGACCACAUAUAUUUAACUUCUGGAAGAGGAUUUCCCUAUCGCUUGGAAGACUUUGACCCAUAUCCUUGCCUGCCUCCUCCGGCUCCCAGCCAAAAACAAAAGAGGGCCCUGAAGGUAGCCCCUUGGUAUCAGAGUGAGGCCGAUGUUUUUAGCUUGUUCAAGCUUAUGCGACUGAAAGUUUUCACCAACAUGGACGUUAAAAAGCCUGUUUCCUGCGACCUGCCAGUAACAAGACGUUUGAAAAGUGGCCUUGAAACAGGCCUGUCCACAACUGUUCAGCACGAGAAUGUGAUUUCCCAGACGCCUCAGGCUGUUGAUUCCACAGAAACCAAGAAGGAAGAGAAAGCUAAACCCAGGACACACUUCCCAGAGACCUGGGUCUGGGAUUUAGUACCAGUGAACGAGGAGGGGAAAGCAACUCAUUCGGUCACCGCUCCGGACACGAUCACCGAGUGGAACGCCGAUGCCUUCUGUGUGGCUGACAUUGGCUUCGGACUCGCCCAGCAAGCCAAGUUCCGAGUCUUCAAGCCGUUUUUUGUGGAUCUGAGCCUGCCGUAUUCUGUGGUCCGUGGGGAGACCUUGCUGCUAAAGUCCACUGUCUUCAAUUACAUGAAGGAAUGUAUCCAGGUGAGAGUGAAGCUGCUGGAGUCGCAAGAGGUGGAUGUGAAGCCAUGCCCAGCCUGCCAGUUCAGCACCUGCCUCUGCGCUGAGGAAGCCCACACCUUCUCCUGGAAUGUGACGGCGACUCAGCUGGGGCACGUCAAACUCUCCGUCACCGCCGAGGCAGAGGAGACGCAUGAGCUGUGUGGCAAUAAGAUCUCCACCACGCCUGCACGAGGCCAGUCAGACACAAUAGUCAAAACCCUGCUGGUCAAGCCAGAAGGCGUCCUGGAAGAAGAGACCCACAAUGUCUUCCUCUGCUCUUCAGGGGACCCAGUUCUGGAUGAGGUUUCUCUAAAGCUGCCUGAAGCUGUUGUGGAGGGCUCUGGCCGAGCCACCGUCUCCUGCAUUGGGGACAUUAUGGGCACAUCACUACAAAAUAUAGGCAGUUUUGUUCAGAUGCCCCUGGGCUGCGGUGAGCAGAACUUGAUGAAGUUUGUUCCUAAUAUUCACAUACUCCGGUACUUGGAGAAGACCAACCAGGCAACCCCCACCCUCAAAGAGGAAGUAAUAAAGUACACACAGAGUGGGUAUCAGCGCCAGCUGCUCUACAAGCGCGAUAACGGCUCUUACAGUGCCUUUGGGAUGCGUGAUGCUGAGGGGAAUACUUGGCUGACGGCUGCUGUGAUUAAGGGUUUUGGCCAUGCCAAGACUUAUGUCUAUGUUGAUGAGAAGCAUAUUCAGGAUUCUGUGCACUGGUUGGGGCAGCACCAACUUCCCAGUGGCUGCUUUGAGAGUGUGGGAAGGGUCUUCAACAAUGCCAUAAAGGGUGGCGUGGAUGAUGGGAUUUCGCUGACAGCUUAUGUUGCUGCCUCACUGCUGGAGCUCAACAUGAAGGAGAAUCGUGCAAUGGUAGAUGAUGCCUUGGGCUGCCUGAAGAGGAACUUGAGUUCUGUGGACAAUGCCUACUCCAAGGCCUUGCUGGCUUACGUCUUCACGUUGUCUGGGGACACAGAGAUACGGCAGAACCUCCUGAAAGACUUGCACGAAGGGGCUGACAAAACAGAUGGAAUUGUAUCCUUGUCAGAUACAGAGACAACAGCCUACUAUCUGCUGGCUCUCCUCAGCACACCAGAGGUGUCCACAGAUGUCCUCAACCAUGCCUCUGAAGUUGUGCCUUCUCUCACCAGCCUACAGCAUCCUUAUGGAGGCUUUUCAUCUACACAGGACACAGUGGUUGGCCUGCAGGCUUUAUCCAGCUAUGCAGCCUUGACCUAUCGUGAGGCAGAAGAUGUGAAGGUGCUGGUGAAAUCCAGUGGGGGUUUCCAGCAUGAAUUCCAUGUGGGCAAGAAGAACCGGCUGGUGUUGCAACAGGCCCCUCUCGCAGAGGUUCCUGGUCAAUACAAGCUGGAGGUGUCUGGGAACGGCUGUGCCUAUGUGCAGACUACUCUUCGAUACCACAAGGAGCCUCCACCGCCGGAAGCUUUUGCUCUGAGUGUAGAGACAUCACCAGAGGAAUGCAACCAGACCACCAGGAAAUAUUUUGAUGUUCAUGUACAAGUAAGCUACACAGGGGAGCGCAAUGAAACCAACAUGGUCCUGAUAGAGGUGAAUAUGCUGUCUGGGUAUAUCCCUGUGAAGAAGUCUGUGAAGCAGCUCCUAAUGAAGCCCCUCGUCAAAAAGGUGGAAUUUGAGCCUGACAAGAUCCACAUCUACCUGGAUCAGCUGGAUAGCGAAGUUCAAAACUACAGCGUGUCUGUGGAACAAGAAACAGAAGUGAUGGAUCUAAAGCCAGCAAUAGUAAAAGUGUAUGAUUAUUACCAUCCAGAAGACAGUGCGGAUGCUGAAUAUAACGCUCCCUGCAGCACAGAGAGCACAAAGAAAGACCACCACUAGCUCUGCAUCCGAGAUGGGAAGCAAACCCAGGUGAACAGCACAAUUGCUGCAGAAGAUCUCCCAUCUUAGGUCAUCGCUUUGGGACUGCUUUGUUAGGUCAUGUACAGAUGAUGUCUUGGCUCCAGCGAUCACUGUGUGCAAGCACAAAAGCACUUCUUCAUGUACAUGGGGAGCCCACCGAUUCCCCCUCCUGCUUGCAGUUCCUCCACUUCCUAAAAUGCAGCUUCAUGUGUUGCUCCAUGGAGGUUCUGCCAACCCUCUGAAGCAGCUUUUUUGUGUGUGUGAGCACAAGCCACUGCAGUUAAGGGAGGAAACAGUCACUAUGAAAAUUGUUGCGUAUAACAAAGAUACAUUAUUGAAGAGUUUGUCCAAUUAUACUGCUCGUCAGUUACUUUGCAAUGGUGAUUAUUUUAUGAAAUAAAAAAGAGUGUUUCUGUU